Messenger RNA from Raphanus sativus (radish), 1113 nucleotides. Its product is annotated as NAC domain-containing protein 102. The record is from RefSeq and is a predicted model, not a curated record. Gene Ontology annotation, molecular function: DNA binding. The transcript has 3 exons. The coding region runs from base 54 to 824 and encodes 256 amino acids. Gene Ontology annotation, biological process: regulation of DNA-templated transcription. Lineage: Eukaryota; Viridiplantae; Streptophyta; Magnoliopsida; Brassicales; Brassicaceae.
GCUCGUCUCCCUCGCAAAUCGCCGAUAAAAGCACUAAAAAAACCUUUCACAUAAUGAAGGCGGAGCUAAACUUACCUGAGGGAUUCCGAUUUCACCCGACGGACGAAGAGCUCGUGAAGUUCUAUCUGUGCCGGAGAUGCGCAUCGGAGCCAAUCAGCGCUCCGGUUAUCGCAGAGAUUGAUCUGUACAAGUUCAAUCCAUGGGAGCUUCCAGAGAUGGCUCUGUACGGAGAGAAAGAAUGGUACUUCUUCUCGCACCGAGACCGGAAAUACCCAAACGGUUCGCGUCCGAACCGGUCAGCUGGAACCGGUUAUUGGAAAGCGACUGGAGCUGAUAAACCGAUCGGUAAACCGAAGACGUUAGGGAUCAAGAAAGCACUCGUCUUCUACGCCGGGAAAGCUCCGAGAGGGGUGAAGACGAAUUGGAUCAUGCACGAGUAUCGUCUCGCUAAUGUUGAUCGAUCUGCCUCUUCUUCGAACAAGAAGAACAGCUUGAGGCUUGAUGAUUGGGUUUUAUGUCGGAUUUAUAACAAGAAAGGAACAAUGGAGACGUGUUAUCCGGUGGAUGAGGUGACUACGACGAGUACGUCGGAGUCUAAAUGCUCAAGUCACGUGGUUUCACCGGGCGUCACGUGUUCGGACAACGUCGAGUCGAAAUGGGUUGAUGAUCUCGAGGACGCGUUCGUGUUUGGUUCCAUCGAGUCGUUGCGAAAUGACGCUUUUGUCCCUCGGUUUCCGUAUCAGUCCGAUGAUUUCGCCGCAUCGUUCGAAGACCCGCCGGAGCAGAAGCCGUUCCCGGAUUGGAGUUUUGCUACUCAGGGGUGAAGUUGCUAAAGAGCACAAAUAUCAAAGCUUUCUGGGAGUAUCUAGCCACCACACACACACCGGAGGGAACUCGGUGUCGGAUUCUGACCCGGAAACCAAGUUGGGUCAUACAGUUAUCAGAGAUUCAGAGUUGGUGUCCACUGGUUGAUCCGACUCAUCAGCUAGAUUCGAUUUUUGUUUUAGAUGUCUAAAGAUACAUUGUAACUGUAGAAGCAACAGUGACCAUUAUAAAUCAUAUAUAUAUAUAUAGUCAUCAUAAUCAAUGAGCAUAAAGCUUAUUUUUCUUUGA